GCCAUUUUCCUUGCUCGCCUAACCAAGCUCAUCGACCUGUUGGGGCUCGCUUCCGCCCAUCGCGCGCUAGCUCCGGUUCCUUCAUCGCUUCGACUUUCUGUCCCUGACAGCCUGCAUCGAGCCCAGCGCCCUGUCAGACGGCGCCACCUGGGGCUAGCCCAGACGCCCAGAUGCCCAGUCUGCUGCCAGAGCCAAGCAGCUUGCUUUUUUUGCCUCGUCGGAAAUUUCCCGCCCGGCAGCCACACUCUCAGCAGCACCCACAUACACCCCUGGCCUUCAGGUUGUCCCAAUCCUCAGGCCGGGUCGAGUCGGGGCCCCAGUGCCGGAUAGGCCUAGACUGCGUGCGUCCCCCUCUGCAAUAUUAGCCAGCCCUCGCUCCGCAUGUUGAAUGUCACUGUCGCUCUUUCACCCCACACGUGCCGCCCGUCCACUCGCUCCGUCUGUCCCUCCCGGUACAUCGGCCUCGCUCGCCCAUACACCAAGCAGCACCUACUCGCUAAUCCCUCCUCUGAGCAGCAGCCGGUGGUGUCGGUCUGCCUUCCUUUCUUGGCCACGUCUGUCAUCUUUCUGUCGGCCAAACCGUGAAUGGAGGCUUCGCCUUAGGUCCGGCGAACGAAGCCUCAGAAGAGAGUAUCUGAGGGUCCACUCCUUUCAUCUUUUUUCUCUCUCCCUACCUUUAAUCUCUCUCGUUUAUCACUUGGAGAAGUCAAAGGUCCGCGAGAAGUCACAAGGUCACAUAGCGGCCCUCCCCAGACUUUGGGGAGAGAGGUAGGGAACCAUGGUUGCGGCACGGGUGGCGCUACUUUCCCUAGCAGCUCUGUCGAGCUGCAUGUUCGGGGCCUUUCAUGGAGCUCCCCGAGUUGGACGGUUAGAAAGGCGGCUCGCCUCGGCAGACGGCACCCUGCCGAGCAAUGGGUCGACAUCAGGCAGCACAUUGUCGUCCGCGUCCACGUCGUCAGCACUAGACACGGUGACAACAGUGACACAAUCAACAGAUAGCAGUAGCACGAGCGCAGGCACAGGCACGAGCAGCAUAGCCACCAGCAGCACGGGCACAUCACCGACGUCUGACGACCAGCCCUGCCUGACUUGCUCAACCUCGUCCAUCUCAGCAGCCCCGGCGACAUCGCCACCACCACCGCCGCCGCCGCCUCCGUCAACUACCCCAUCACUGUCUGAAGCUGGCUCUGGCACGCCUCUGUCCCACGGCACAAGCUCCAGCACACCGGUGCCCGAGACAAGCUCCAGCGCAUCUGUGUCUGAUACGAGCUCUAGCUCAUCAGUACCCGAGACAAACACCAGCAGUUCUGUACCCGGGGCAAGCAGCGCAACUGAAACGCAUUAUGAUGGAAAGGCUCCUGCGGCUUCGGGAGCUGGUGCCGCGGUGCCUGCGGCUCCUGCUCCCAACCCUAGGAAGGGCCCGCCUGUGAUCCCGACCAGGGCGGCGGAUGCGUCGCUCAAAAUUACAUCGACAUCGAUGGACUUUGGUCGGCCUCCCCCUGCCGAGUCGACUUCUACGUCGACAUCUACGUCGACUCCUACAUCGACUUCUACAUCGACUUCCAUCUCCGUGCCCGUGCCCAUGCCCACUGCCCCAACGCCCAGGAAAGGCCCGCCUGCCAUCCCGACCAGGGUGGCGGAUGUGGGAGAUAAGUUGACUAUAACGUCAGUCGACUUCGAUCGACCGUCUCCUGCCCAGCCGACCGACAUAGCGUGGCCGCCCACGGAUGACCGAUAUCCCGCGUCCAAAAUGCCCCCGGAAGUCUUCGCUGGCUGGUCGUCGACCCGCGGCCAGGUGGAUUUUGACUGGGGCAGAGUGACGUCGGGCGUGGACAACAUAGACAACAUCAACACGUGGAGCCAGGUGACCUGGACUGGGAGUUGGUUCACCGUCUCGGGCGGGCAGACACGCAGCGCCUGCCAGGCCUCGGACCUGCUCAAGCCGUCGACUGUCUACUCCAUCACGCACACGGCGACCAUCACCUGGACGGGCAACCCCAAAGACUAUACGCCGCCGUAUCCCCCCAUCGUCACACCCGCGCCCUGCACCAGGAUCGAUACGGAUCAGCACGAAGGGCCCCAGCGCCUGACCCUAUCUCGCUGCACCUCGACCGGUCCUCUGGACAUAUACAAGACGUGCCAGCUCACCACCGUCUACGAUGUCUCGGAAAAGCCAAAGCUCACCUCCGACUACCAGCCCAUUGCCACGAACCUUCCCCCAGUCACCUUCAUCACCACCGACAAGAACCCUGCCGUGGUCUUCCCCCACAUCGAGACCCCUGACUACGGCUCUGGUGCCAGCACCCGUUUCAACGUCAAGAAUCCCGGCGGCUCCGAGCAGACGCCGGGCGCCGUCGCCAAUAAUGACAACCCAAACCCUACCGGCGGCAGUGGUGGUGAUGGAAAAGGCGCUCGCCCGCUCGGCCCUCCUGUCACCGUCUCUGUGCGUCCAGGCGUCGUGGUCAUCAACGACCAGACCUUCACCGACAGCCCCGUCAUGCGCACCCAGAUUGUCCGGGUCGGCGGCGAAGUCUUCACCAUCGAGCCCACCCGCGUCGUCGGCGCCGGCGCAACGGUCGUCCGGCCGGGAACCGGUGCCGGUGCCGGCGCUGCGCCCCCUGCCACCUUCCCCGCGCAGACGGCCACGAUCGGCGGCGUUCCCGUCAUUGUCAGCGGGCGCGUGGUCGUGGUCGAAGGCACCACCUUUUCGCUCGACGGCCAGGCCACCACCAAGAGCGUUGGCGACCGCAUCGUGUCCAUCGGCCCGGGAGGCAUCGCCGUCGCCACGGGCCCUUCGGACCCCGCCCCCGCGCGCCUGACGCCCGCCCCCGCGUCGGCAAACCCGCAGCAGACCGAGGUGGUGGUCGUGGGCGGCCAGCUCGUCACGGCCAUCGGCCAGUCGGUCGUCGUCAUCCGCUCCACCACCAUCACGUACGGGCCUGCCGCGCCGGCCACCACCGUCGACAUCAACGGCGAGCCCGUGGUCGUGGGCCCGGCCGGCGUCACCAUGGGCGGCACCGUCCUGGGUGGGCCCCGCGCCCGGCCUGGCGAGACGCAGUACGAGAUCGUUGGCGGCGCCACCCUCACCCAGCUGGCGCCUAGCCUGGUCGUCAUCCGCGGCACCACGUACACGGUCGGCCCCGGCGCCGCCUCCACCACCGUCGUCGUCGGCGGCGAGACCGUCACCAUCGGCCCCUCGGGCGUCGCCGUCUCGUCCCUGUCCUUCUACUACCCACUCGGCCUCGGCUCCGCCACCACCAUCACGCCCGGCGCCACCGCCGCUGCCGCCACCGCAGGCCCUACCGACGGGGGCAAGGACUCCGGCGGCGGGAACGGCGGCGAAGGCGGUGGGGACCGCAAGGAGGAGGACGCGGCGGCUGGUCUCAGGCCAGCCGGCCUCGCCAUCAACCUCGUGGUGUCUGCCGUCGCCGUCGGCAUCACUCUCUGGUGGAUAUAGCCGGCUUCGCACCAUGAAAUUUACAUUUCCAAGUUUCAUACUGCAUGUCUCAUGUGUCUAGAUUCUUAUCGGGAAUGGAUCGCACAUGGAUACUUUUUUUUGAACUUCGUUUUUUUUUUUGUUUCUUUAUCAUCUAGGUAUAUUCACCUGGUGAAUCGAAAGGCGUCCAAAGGAGCGACGGCAAAGCAUUGCAACAUAAAUGUCUGUUUGGAUUGAGCGCGGAUUUUGCCGCGUGAUGGGAGGAGAAACUUGGGGCGAAGCUGUAUGUAUCAACAACGCUGCCCGCAGGUGGAAGGGAAAGGGGGGGCUGGUUGGAUAUUUGUACGAGACAUGGGGAAAAUACCCGCAAGGCGAGCAGAGACGAGAUAAUGUGUCAAUACCCAAGCGUUUCGAAUGCAUCCACAAGCUUUGCUCAUAUUCUCUGCGGGCGACGGAAGCCGAUCAUCGGUUUUGGGCUACUAGCCCGUAUCUAGGCGCUUUCUUUUUCGCUUCGUCUUC
Molecule: messenger RNA, 3955 nt
Organism: Gaeumannomyces tritici R3-111a-1
Lineage: Eukaryota; Fungi; Ascomycota; Sordariomycetes; Magnaporthales; Magnaporthaceae
Exons: 2
Coding region: 779-3457 (892 amino acids)
Source: RefSeq, a predicted model, not a curated record